Molecule: messenger RNA, 2406 nt
Organism: Vanessa atalanta (red admiral)
Lineage: Eukaryota; Metazoa; Arthropoda; Insecta; Lepidoptera; Nymphalidae
Gene: Cap-d3
Product: glycosyltransferase 25 family member
Exons: 10
Coding region: 245-1951 (568 amino acids)
Molecular function (GO): procollagen galactosyltransferase activity
Source: RefSeq, a predicted model, not a curated record
GAGGUCAUUCCAGUGUCCUGGAUUUUGUUGAUUUGAAUUGCAUGCAUGGGCCCUGCCUGGGUAUGACAAACAGUGCGCACCGCUGUUUCCGCUCAUUGUUUUGCGUACUUGCUCUCAAAUGAGAUUUCAUUCCUUAUUCAUUUUUAAAUCGUACAUACGUGAAGACCUUUAUUCGUAAACUCAUAUAUUAAAUUAAUAUUCAUUAUAUAUUGAAUAAACUCAAACGUUACUUUGUGUCUGCACUAUGGCUAACUAUAAAUCACAAGUGUUUCUCUUAUUGGUCGUCUUCGGGCGAUAUUUUGUUUGCUCUGGUGAUUUUUAUGAUAGUUCUGUAAUGCCGCGAGUUGCAAUUUCGAUUUUAGCUCGGAAUAAAGUUAAUAGUUUACCGUAUUUCUUGACCAGUCUUAGGCUUUUGGAUUACCCAAAAGAGCGCAUUGACCUUUGGAUCCACACUGAAAAUAAUUACGAUGAGACGGAAGAAAUUCUGCACAAAUGGGCUGAAAAAUAUAAGAAUUUGUACCAUUCAUUUCACUUGUUCUCGCAAGUGUCGUCGGAGCCCCAGGAAGGAGACAACGAAGUGAAAGUUUUCUGGGAUACGGUUCAAUACAAGCACGUCUCGAAGCUGAGAGAAGAGGCGCUGAACUACGCUAGGGACAUCCGGGCCGACUACCUGUUUAUGUUGGAUGCGGACGUUAUCCUCACGGAACCGGCGACUUUAAAGAUUCUCGUCGGUCGCAAAUACAAAAUUGUGGCUCCAAUGCUCAUUUCGGAUGGACUGUAUUCAAACUUCUGGGCUGGCGAGUCGAAGGACUACUCCUACGAGGAUUCCUCUUACUUUAUGAAGUUCUUUAAAAGAGAAGUACUUUAUCUCGGAUGUCACAACGUACCGGCGGUACACUCCGCGGUGCUGAUCUCGCUAACAAACGAGUCGUCCGAUUAUCUCACCUACUAUCCUGUAGAGCAUUCGGACUAUAUGGACUACGGCGACGACGUCACAAACUUCGCAGCGAGCGCGCACCGCACUGGUACCAAGAUAAAACUGUGCAACGAUCAGUUGUUUGGCUUCACCACAAUGCCGAACAUCGACAACGAUCCGAUGAAAGAAACGCAAAGAUUUAUCAACUUGAAAGUGGACGCAUUGGGUCACGAAGUCGAGUUCCCGCUUGACACCGAUCUGAAGAAGUACGUGACGUACCCGAAGUGGUCCAAGUUCGGAUGUGACAUGGUAUACAUGAUAAAUCUCGACCGACGGCCGAUGCGGAGGAAGCUGAUGCUGAUGACCUUCAAAGAACUCGGAAUAGAAGUGAAAAGGUUACCCGCUGUGGAUGGAUUAAGACUAAACCUGACCACGCUUCGACGCUUGAAUGUGAAAUUUAUGCCUGGUUAUGAAGACCCCUACCACAAGAGACCAAUGAAAGCGGGCGAAAUAGGAUGUUUCCUGAGCCACUACAACAUCUGGAAAAAGAUCGUUAACAGGAAAUACUCUUUGACCAUGAUUCUCGAAGACGACGUGCGUUUCUCGCCGAACUUCCGCGACACCUACCGUAAAAUGUUGUCUGAAGUUAGAAAGCUCGAUUUUGACCUUAUCUACUUAGGAAGGAAGAUACUUAUGGAGGGCGCUGAGGAACAAGUCACUCCUCAUACGACUCGGCCGCGUUACUCGUACUGGACUGUGGGAUACUUGCUGACCAACAGGGGAGCUAAGAAGCUUCUCGAUGCCAACCCUCUUCAGAACAUGUUACCGGUCGACGAGUUCCUUCCGAUCAUGUUCGACCAGCACCCGAAUACGACCUGGAAAUCUUACUUCCCGAACCGCGACCUCGUAGCUCUCUCCGCGCAGCCGCUCCUGGUCCAGCCUACGCUCUACACCGGCAUGCCGGGCUACGUCAGCGACACGGAGUUGUCCUCGGUCAUCAACACCAGGACCUUCUCCUUGCGGAAAGAUCUGUGACGCGAUAUCGAAACUGGAUUCACUGAUAUAUCUUUUAAAUAAAUAUUCUGCGAUGACUGCGACGGACGAUGACUAUGGCUAUGGCUAUGGCUAUGAUACUCCCUGUUAGGAGUACGUAUUUUAAGAAAGGCAUAAAGCAAAGGAUCCGAUUUACUGUAAGCUAAAUAUUGUACGUUACCGUGCCAUUCGAAGGGGAGCAAGUCGUAACUUUUAACUUCUAGGUGUGUACAUGUAAGUUAUCCCACCGUAAGGUUCUGGCGAUAAGCGAAGCGCGCAGAGCUCGAGCGUUGAACAUAUCGUUACAGUGAUUUCUAAUCAACGAGAACUGUCUCUUUAAAUUGAUCCUUCGUUUUAACAUUGUUAUAACUUUUGACUUUUACAAAAGAAUACCAAAAACCACAUCAAUUAUAUAUUAAGAUUUAAAAUCUUUGUAAUACCAUCUAUUUCUAUUUUAA